AUGAAGAAAUUCCUCGUUCCGCAAAUCGAGAUAGGCCUGAAACUGCUCGGGGUCUGGCCAAACACGAGAACGGCAACGAUUAUUUACGUCCUACUGUUCGCCGUCUCGUUGAGCUUGAUAUUUCAGUUUUGGAACGUAGCCGUUGUGUUCUAUCGGCUGGAGCUACUGAUGAACAAUCUGGGCACUACCAUGCCACUCACUUUGAUCGCUUUGAAACUUGGAAUUUUCUGCUUCAACGACAAGAAAAUUAGUUACGUUAUCGCUGAAUUGCAAAAGGACUUUGAAAGCGAGGGCGACGACAAGCAAGUACGGAAAGUAACUUUGAAAAAUCUGAGACUCGCCGCUAUGUUAUCGAACACGAUCGCCGUUUGCUACAAUGGUUUGCCCAUAUCGUAUUUGGUACUGUCCAUAUUGUCGAGCCAAUCUGACCCUGACGACAGAAAAUUAGUAAUGCAAUCUUCGUUUCCGUGGGAUGAGAGGCAAAGUCCGAUAUUCGAAAUAACCUGUUUUGUACAAUUUUUGUUGGCGAUGUUUGCUUCCAAUGGACAUGCGACAAUUGAAGGAUUUCUCACAAUAUCUGUUCUUCACGCCAACUCCAAAGCAGUCUCCGUAUGCCGAGAAAUAUCAAAAUUUUCCAACGUUUGUCAGUCUGAAAACGACAGAGUCAAAAUCACUCACGCCAAACGAAAACUGAUCGAAAAGCACUUGAGUUUCAUACAUUUCUCCGAGUGCAUAUCAGACAUUUAUUCCUACGUUUCUUUUUUCCAUCUAUUCUUCAUGACUUUGAUCAACUGCAUCGUCGGGUUCAUGAUAAUUAACUUGAACAUCAUCGAAGCGAAUAAAACGGCGACCUUAAUGAUGUGCAUGGUGUACAUGUUUACCGCGUUAACUGCAGUCGGAUCCUACUGUGUCGCCGGUGAAUACUUGACAACUCAGGGAAAUAUGAUAUUAGACUCCAUGUGCAGCUGCCUGUGGUAUAAAUUCCAAGCCGCCGAUGUGAGAGCUUUAGCAUUUAUGAUCAUGCGGAGUCGCAAGCCGGUUAUCCUAACGUGCGGAAACUAUGCUCCGCUGUCCUUAAUUUACUUCACUAAAAUUAUAAAAACAUCAGUUUCUUUCUUGUCUCUGGUGAGAGCGGCAAGUCCAAUAUUUACGUUAUCGACCAUUUUUACGUCUUUGCCGUUUCAAUUUUGGAAAGCGACACUUUUAACGGAUAAUCCCACAACUAUGAUGGACAGUUUCAGCGAUUCUUUAUCAAUGAUCUUAAUAAUUCUCAAAUUUAUUAUCUUAUGGAAUAAGAGAAGCUACGUGACAAAUUUGUUGGCUGAUAUCCAAGAAACCUGGAGCGGAAACCUGCCUAACGAGUGGCAAACACUCGCGCGCUAUUGCAGAAUAUUUUGCACCUGUGACAUGGGAAUGUACUUGUGUGCGGUAAUCUUGUACUACCCGGAAAUCAUAUCCAACUACUUUGGCGGGCGAGUCGAGACAAGAGUUUUACUGUUCAAAUCGCAUUAUCCGUUCGACUUCCACAAAACACCCGUUUACGAGUUAAUCAUGUUAACACAGAUAGUACAGGGCUGGCUUAUUAUUUUCUGCGAUUCGCUCAGCAAAUGUCUUCUGGUGGCUUAUGUUUUUCAUACAACUGCGCUGAUUGACGAACUGUUGAGUCAGAUAGAGAAUUUUUCAAUCAGCUGCAAGAGCCGUCAACCGGACAAAAGUGUCAAGGUUCACGAAAAUUUCAAACGAGUCGUUCUUCAGCAUCGACGGAUUUUGGCUCUGGUGCAGCAAAUUAACAUGGCUUACAGUUUAGUGUCCGUGAUUCAAAUUUUGUUCAGUAGCCUGCUCAUAUGCGUGACCGGCUUCGUGUUAGUAACGGCCAUGGAAAACUCCGAUAUCAUGAUAAUCACGAAAUUCAUCGCAUUCAUCAUUGCGAUGCUAUCGCAAAUUUUCACCUUUUGCGUCGCUGGGCAGUAUUUGCAGAACAAAGUCGGUGCUGAAAAUAUUCACGGUGCACUGUACAAUUGCUUUUGGUAUGUCCUAGAGCCGAAAGAAGCGAAAUUGAUCGUCAUGGCUUUGAACAGAGCGCAAAAACCGCUGACUUUGACCGGUGAAAAUAUGUUUGAUCUUUCUAUAAGUACAUUCUUGAAGGAUGAAUGUACAAAAGGAGGGGGAAAAAGAAUGAGCCUAAGUAAAGAUCUCCUAGGACACAUGUUAAAAAUAAUCAUGCUAACUGGUGCAUUUGAUAUAAUCAUUGGUCAAUGGUUGAUGUCCAUAGAAAUGGGUGGAGACAAAGUAUUUUAUUGA
Molecule: messenger RNA, 2301 nt
Organism: Trichogramma pretiosum
Lineage: Eukaryota; Metazoa; Arthropoda; Insecta; Hymenoptera; Trichogrammatidae
Exons: 12
Coding region: 1-2301 (766 amino acids)
Biological process (GO): detection of chemical stimulus involved in sensory perception of smell; sensory perception of smell
Cellular component (GO): plasma membrane
Molecular function (GO): olfactory receptor activity; odorant binding
Source: RefSeq, a predicted model, not a curated record